AUCGCUCUCUGGCUCCACUUGCGCUCGCAGCCUCCUGCCUGUUCGCAGCUCUCCGCUCUCUUCUCUCCGCCUGUCCUCCUGUAUUGCGCGCGCACACAUACACAUAUAUGCAUGCAUGCGCACACUUUCACUCUUUCUUUCUCUCUCUCUGUCUGUCUCAGUCACAUCGGUCCCGUGCAGACUUGAGGAAGCCCCGGAGAGGAGAUGAUGCCGGUGGUGAUUCUGUUGGAGCUCUUUUGGUGAUUUUUUCCAGGGUUUUUUUCCCCAUUUAAACAAACAGAAAACUAGACUCAGAGCAAUGUUGAUGCAACAGCACCUCUUCUCUCUGCGCUGUGUUGAUCUGCCUGCCUUCUGCCCAGCAUCAGCCCAUUUUGGGGGGAUUUAAGCGACAGAGAGUGUGCUGCGCCGGCUGUGCGCUCUGCGGCUCUGGUGCACUGGAUCUUCUUCGUCUCCGCUUUAAUUCACACAGAAGGAUGAUCAGUUCUUUGCGCCGACAGGAAUAUUACUACUUCAGCUGUCAAUACUCUUAUCCACUUCUUUGCCCCGGCCAGAUCGCAGUCUGAGGCGCCCCGGUCCCCUGAAGGGAAGAAGAAGCAUGUCAGAGGCACCUGUGUUGCACAUGGAAAUGAGCCGUCUGCUGCUGCUGCUGCUGGACUCCAGCCUCUAAACUAAAGAGAUUAUCCCCAAAAUAACAGAAGAAAUCGGAUCCUAAGAGUUUCCUUCUGACCAGCUGAGAAUUCCUGUAGCUGCUUAACCAGCUCUAUGAUUUUCUGACUUCCCAAGCCUGCGAUUUUGGCAUCUGACUAAGAGGUGAUUAGAGAAAUCCCCCGGACCCUGUCAGAAACUCCGAAUCAGCACACUUAUACACUGAGAUGACCCAAGAACAGUGCACUCAUAGGAACAAUGUCCAGAGUUCAGAGAAACCACAAGUGUACAAAGUGGGAAUAUACGGCUGGAGGAAACGCUGCCUUUACUUCUUCGUCCUGCUGCUGAUGAUCCUGAUCCUGAUCAACUUGGCACUAACUAUCUGGAUCCUCAAAGUCAUGAACUUCACCAUAGACGGGAUGGGAAACCUCAGAAUAACAGAGAAGGGCCUGAAACUGGAGGGGGACUCUGAGUUCCUCCAACCCCUCUAUGCCAAAGAAAUCCAGUCCAAACCAGGCCGCCCACUGUUCCUGCAGUCAUCCAGAAACGUGUCCGUCAAUAUCGUCAACAACAACAACAAGCUGCUCACACAGCUCGUCACAGGAUCCAGUGGAUUUAAAGCACGAGGCAAGAUGUUUGAAGUGAAAUCCACCUCUGGGAAGCUCCUGUUCUCCGCCGACGAGCAGGAGGUGGUGGUGGGUGCAGACCGGCUCCGAGUGAUGGGGGCCGAAGGAGCCGUGUUCAGCAAAUCAGUGGAGACGCCGCAUGUCAGAGCUGAGCCGUUCAAAGAGCUGCGGCUGGAGUCUCCUACCCGCUCUCUGCUGAUGGAGGCCCCUAAGGGAAUCCAGAUCCUGGCUGAGGCCGGAGACAUCCAGGCCAUCUGCAGGAGCGAGCUGCGACUGGAGUCCAAAGACGGAGAGAUCUCGCUGGAUGCUCAGAGGAUUCGGCUGUUGCAGCUGCCCGAGGGGAAGGCCUCCACCAGCUCCUCGUCCUCUGGGACCAGGCAGACUGUCUACGAGGUUUGCGUUUGCCCCAAUGGGAGGCUCUUCCUGUCCCAGGCUGGCACCGGAUCCACCUGCCAGAUCAGCAACAACGUCUGCCUCUAGGACUCAUACGUACAAAAAUAAACAAACGCAUCCUGAAAGAGAGACGGGCUGAACAGACAGAUGUACACAUAUCGCCUGCCUUUAGGACUGAUUCACAGCUAACACGUACAGAAAUACAAAGACUGCCAGAGCUGAUGGACAAACAAUCAUAGAUACUGUACUUACACAGACACACUGAUGUAAACACUUUACAAUCACAGACUGAUGUUUAGGCCCAGCUGAUAUGUUUUAAGCUCCUGACAUGUUUCAGUUUAAUGCAACCUUUUUCUUUCCCUUAAUUUCCUGAGUUGAAGUCGAUCAUCAUGAGAACCUAAAAGUCUCCGCUAAGCUCUUCACACAUAGUAAUACAGCUGAGGUCUCCGUCACAUCGGGAAUAAACUGACUCUAUUUAACGAAAGGCCAGUAUUUGUAAUAUAUCCGUGUGAUCCUAACAGUCAUACGCAGAGAUCUGUAAUCGCACCACACAUAUUUUAACACGUGAACAUGGUACACACACACACACAUUGUUUGCUUGUAGAAGCCUCCGGGUAGAAACUAAAAGGAGGAUCUCCAGAGAGUUACUGAAGGAGACACCGACGUGUUCCCUUCCUCUGUCAAGAGCAUUUCAGUACGAGAAUCACUAGGGUGAUCACCCUCCUUUUUCCUCCAUCUUCUCUUUCCUUCCUUGUAGCUUGCUUCAGUUGAGGUUUUAAACUGCACACCAGUGGUUCUCAAACUAGUGGGUGGGCGCUAAUUUAGAGAAAAGAUUUUUGAAGGAAAGGACGGACUGGAAAGACCUUUGUUUCACAAAGAUUCCACUUGGAUCCUCUUUUUAUUUUUGAUGUUUGAUAUAAAACAAAUACACGUAUAUGCAUCCAAAAACUGUGGGGUCCUAACAUUUUUCAGCCUCUGAAAGAAAGUUUGAGAACUACUGAUGGCGACUGUUCCUAGAGUUCCAUCAGGACAUAAAACAAACGCAAAGACUUUCAAAACUGUUUAAGUUCAAUUUUAAGCGAACAACAAUUACAGCGUGCCUCUGUCACAGUUCCCUUAUGAGUUUGGUUUGAUUUUGUGGGGAUGUGUUGAUGCUAAAUUGUGACAGUAAGACCAUGUGCAGGUUGCUAUGCUUAUCAGACUGUGAAGCCAUGUUCAGAUCAUCUUGCAUUUACUCAGCUGGGCUUCUGUUCGCUUCUUUCCAAAAAAUAUUUGGCUUCGAAGAAACAAACGUGCACUGCAUGUUCAGCAAAGUGCUCGGUUUGUAAAUUCACUUCUAACGACAACGUUAGUUUUCUAAAACAAAUCUUUUCAUAUUCUUUGAAUUUGCAGAAUUUUUAAAAUAUUUGAAGUUUUUUUCCUUCAACGGUUUGAGAAGGGAUUCCUUCACAUCCCGUUUAUUAUCUCAGAAUUCAGAGUUUUUCUCCGGAAAAAAGUCCUGACCCUGAGGUUAUUUUCUCUUCAAUGUAGAUAACUUUACCUUGACAGCAAGUCUCGAAAGUAUGCCACAGUAUGGUCACCUGCAGUCCAGCAACCAUCAACUGCCAGUGUAGUUACAAAACAUUAAGCACACAAAGCCAGGUCUCUACAGCACUACAUCUACUAUCACUACUCUCCGUCAGUGUCCGCGUAAAAAUCAGAGUCAAUCUCAGUGAGCCAAAAAGGAAAAAUUAGGAGCAUUUCAGUUGAAGGGAAAGGAGCUAAACAGUUAAAACACAAAAUAUGUCAAAGAGCGAUGUUUCAAAUGGAAGACCAUGUUAGUGUGGUGGCCUCAUGCUUGUACGAGGUGAUCCUGGCCGGUAAAGCCCUAGCACGCUGAUCCCGUGGUGAAGUUCUUCUCACGGAAAUCAUUCCCUUGACAUUCAAAGCAUAAUAAAACCACAACAGGAACGUUCAUGUUUUCCACAUGGGUGUGGCUGCUGGAGGUGGCUAACGGCUAACUAAUUCCAUUUAUUUACAUAGCACCAAACCACAAUAAGAGUCACCUAAAAGCGCUUUGUGUUACAAAGUAAAGCAAAUUUAAAACUGUCAGAAGAAAAAUGAUCAAAAUUCCAACUUUUGUUCUCUAAAGUUGGAAUUUUGAUCUUUUUAUUCCUGUUCUCUGCCACAGGGUCCCAUUUCACUCUGGACGAUCACUUGAGCGUGCCCCAUUAACGUCCAGAGAGUUGGAGUUUUAGAUUGUGUUAGAAGUUCUCUGGUUCAGAUCUCCAGUCUAGACUCACUUUGUCGGCCUAAUCUUUUAAUCUUAACUCUUGUAUUCUUUGUGAUAUGACAUGAACAAGGCAGCAGAGGCUGAAGCAUUGAUCUGUUUGAAUUCUUUAAACAUUUAAAGCAAACUGUGUUAACUUUGAGUUCUGUGGAUAUUUUAUUUAAUCUCACGUAUUGAUUGUAUGCUAACUGUUGUUGUUGCCUGCAUAAAUUCUGACCCCUGAAAAGAGAGCAUCAGCUUCCCUCCUAUCGUCCUAACACUGAAGAAAAUGUUGAAAAACAGCAACAGCUUUGAUAUUUCCAAACCUCGCAUAGAAAAACACAAACAUCCAACGUGAGCUGCUUGAACCUCGCCGGUGGUCACCCUACUUGUUUCUUGCACUGGGACAUUUUUUUUAAAAAGGACAAAAAAAAGAUUUUAAAAAAUACAAAAAAAACUAAGCGAGCCACUCUGUUGAAAGAGGGGAACUGUGCCUGUGCCUUACGUCGAUGCACUUGUGGCAAGAAAAAGCACAUCACCCAGACUUUCUUUGGCAUCAGUGAGUAUUAUGAUCUCUGAUUUCAGUUGUGUUUCAUCACAAAUCUUUCCCUGUGUGCGAAUGCAAAGACCUUUGUUCCAUAUCUGACUGUAGCGCCCCCUGCUGUCAACACCUGACUCUGCAAAAGGAAGUGCCGGCUUUGUUUUUUCCAUGUAUCACUUUAGUUUCUUGUUGCAUGAUCAAAAUCUGAAGUUAAAAGUGGCGCACGUGAUCCUGUCGAGUUGAGUUUGAUUUCCACUGCUUAUCUUGAACCACUGACUCAAAAAUAUCCAGUCACGUACUGCCAUUUUUUCACAAGUGCUGGCGUCCAAGAGAAAUAACAAGGGGGUGUUUGGUUUCACAGCUACCCUUGGAAAGAGUAGCUUGGAUCUAUUCUAAUGGUUGUCAAAACACGUCUUUACUGAUGUGUACUGAAUGGUCACAACUCAUCGUUAAAGCUACAGGAGAGGUCAUCAAAUGUCAUGCAUCCAAAUGCUCAUGUGGACUAUAAUCAACCAGAAUUUAAAUUUAUGUUUUUUAAUUUUUAUGGUUGGCAUCGAAAUUAAGACCCUAGACAGUAUGAAAGGUGAAUUAAACCUUUAUGACUGCUCAGUGGUUAGUGACGUCUGUGAAGCUUUAAUUUGAUUGUUUUUCACCAUCACAAUCUUGUUGUUUCCAUUCUAUAAGUAUCGCCCCCUGGUGGCCAUUAAAUGUAAUGCAGGUUUCAGGCAUUUCAGGGGUGACUUUGCUUUUCAGAUCCAGUUGGUGUGCCAAUCUUUCAUACUGUCUGUGGGUUAGACCAGGAUCACUUUUGCCGCUGGCACCAAAGGACACCUCGUGUGUAUCACUCGGUCUUUGUGUCUUGACAUUGUGAGUUCAAUGUAGUGUUUUGAGAUCAGAAGGAAAUUCCCAAAACCAUCCUAUGAUACUGCACAGAUAUUGUCGAGAGCUAUAUAGAAUAUCUUCAGUUUAACAUAAAAAGUGUUUGCCACCAAGUCUUGCAGAAUUGUGCAGUUUCAAUAUUCAUGUCUGGUUGCAGAAUUAAAUCUGCGGCAGCAAGUAUGGAAAGUUGCCUAAUUACCAUAUCUGCAAGGCUGUAGUAAUACAUCAGCUAAAGCAUUCACUGACGAUGUGUUUAGUUCCCCCCCGGUUUCUGUUUCCGUUUGGGUCGGGCAGCCAGCCGGUGGUAUGAAAACAUCGCUCACCUGUGAUGUGUAAAUGUGGCAGAAAUCGAGGCAUUUUACAUCUUAAAGCACAUUUUAAGAUGCAAUAACUGGAAGUGCAAAGUUGUGAAGAUCUUUCAUCGACACACCGAAAAGGAACUCGACGUUUCCUAUUAAACGCAGUCACAGUAGUGCGCAGCAUUUAUUUUACUCAUGUCUCAGUUGUUGUGUGUGUCACAUCCUUUUCCAGAGUCGGGUGUACCAACCUUCCCGCUGUCUCCAGCUUCUCUGUCGCUGUAUAUUAAAGGACCUUCACAAAUAUUUCACCACUAAAAUUGAACCUAACUGAUGUAUUUGUUUUUUUGACUACAUGUACACAGGAGGAAUUCUUCUUUUUUAUACGGUUGUAUAUGUAAAUAAUGUAACCUUGUCGGUGCAGCAUUAGAUGAUUCACACUGACAGAAGAGAAACACUGCUCUUUUACAAAAAGGAAAAUCUCUUUUUAUAUUGUACAUCAGUAUGUGUUUUUGUACCAAAAGGGCAAAAAAAUAACAGUGUUAAAGGAUGUCCACUGAGUUAGCAUGUACAGAAAUGUAUACAAUGUUCGCCUGUGGAGAACAAGCUGGUUUUGUUUUUCUGCCUUCUCCUUCCUACGCCCGUCUCUCCUGCUGAGCUCAGAUGUUCCACUCAAACACAGACCUGCCUUUCAUUUGGUUUUGUUGCCGUUGUUGUUGUUGUCGUUCUGUUGGGCCCGAGGUCUUUGCAUUCUCUCAAAGUGUGCCGUGUGUAAAUCUGUGCAACUACGAGUGAGCUUUUGUUUUGUUUUGGUUCUUCUGCUCCACAGAACGUGCUGAACGACGCUCAGAGAAGUACAAAGAAACAGAAAGCAGAGACCGGGAUGUCGCACAGGGCUGAGGAGAAGUGUUUUGAUCAGGCAUACCCAAAAAGAGAAAGAAAGGAAAAGCAGCUGGUGUUAUUAACUCACAGUAAAAGGACUUAAGAAAGUAAAUAAUUACUCAUUAGCCAUCGCUCAUCUCCUCCAGCGGGCUGUGUUGCUGAUCGAUCUCUGUGAUUGGCCGGGCGGUGUUGCUCUGGAAGCAGUUCUUCCAGCCCUGUGUUUAUGCUGAGCGCUCUGUACUUCUGUCUCUGGCUACGCACUGGGGUUAACAUCCAUCCUGAGUAUUUAUAUUUUUCUUCAUUUUGAAUCUGAAACUGCCGUUCAUGGAGUAGUUUUCAAAGAUGCCAAAAUAAAAAGGCGUUGUUUAAAUCGA
Molecule: messenger RNA, 6884 nt
Organism: Oreochromis niloticus (Nile tilapia)
Lineage: Eukaryota; Metazoa; Chordata; Actinopteri; Cichliformes; Cichlidae
Gene: sgcd
Product: sarcoglycan, delta (dystrophin-associated glycoprotein)
Exons: 9
Coding region: 873-1751 (292 amino acids)
Biological process (GO): cardiac muscle tissue development; heart contraction
Cellular component (GO): sarcoglycan complex; sarcolemma
Source: RefSeq, a predicted model, not a curated record